Parathielavia appendiculata is the source of this 456-nucleotide messenger RNA. RefSeq lists its product as uncharacterized. The transcript has a single exon. The record is from RefSeq and is a predicted model, not a curated record. Bases 102 to 329 code for a protein of 75 amino acids. NCBI's taxonomy places the organism in Eukaryota, Fungi, Ascomycota, Sordariomycetes, Sordariales, Chaetomiaceae.
CUCCUUUUAUCUGCCCUUUUUCCUCCACCUUCCCGAUGCCAACCAUACCGUGGUUUCAGGCGACCUCGCAUGAACAUUUUCACUAUCAACGACCUCCAGCGAUGUCUCCAGGGAACUAUCUGCUGAAGGACCUCGCUAUGAACUCAUUUCAUGUCAGGGAGGCGGAGCGUUUCUGGCAUGACUGUGAGCGCGUCACGGUGGAAUGGUUGGAGCUUGCCGAGCAACUCGACAAGUUCGUACAAAACACUGAGCUGUUACAGACUAGGCAAAAGGUCCUUCAUCCUCAACAGUUACACUUCUUGCUGCCGAUUCAUGUCCUGUCUCGGUAGAGGAUUCCCCACUAGCGGCGUUACCUCGAGCGCGGCGGCGCUGUUGACGUGAAAGACGAGCAUGGAUCUACGCCCUUGGAGCAUGCUUGUCUCUCCAAGAACGACCAUAUCUCCGUACCAUUCCUCG